This is a messenger RNA of Penicillium malachiteum, 1542 nucleotides long. RefSeq names its product glycoside hydrolase family 47 protein. The record is from RefSeq and is a predicted model, not a curated record. Gene Ontology annotation, molecular function: mannosyl-oligosaccharide 1,2-alpha-mannosidase activity; calcium ion binding. The coding region runs from base 1 to 1542 and encodes 513 amino acids. Gene Ontology annotation, biological process: N-glycan processing; carbohydrate metabolic process. Lineage: Eukaryota; Fungi; Ascomycota; Eurotiomycetes; Eurotiales; Aspergillaceae. Gene Ontology annotation, cellular component: Golgi membrane; endoplasmic reticulum. The transcript is spliced from 4 exons.
AUGCGCACCACAUUGUCAUUAUCCCUAGCGGCCUUGAGCCUUAUGGGAUCAGCGACCGCUUUUCCGCAUCCCCAUCAAGACACUGAGACCGUGUUGAGUACCUCGUCAUCCUCGAGUGAUCAAGAAAAAGCCGACGCGGUCAAGGAAGCUUUCCAGCAUGCUUGGAACGGAUAUAUGAAAUAUGCUUUCCCGCAUGAUGAGUUGCACCCGGUAAGCAAUGGAUAUGGUGAUUCAAGAAACGGAUGGGGAGCUUCAGCCGUCGAUGCUCUUUCCACGGCGAUCAUCAUGGGCAAUGCAGACGCAGUCAACACGAUCCUGGACCAUGUCGCCAAAAUCGAUUACACUCAGACUUCGGACCAAGUCAGCUUGUUCGAGACAACCAUUCGAUACCUGGGUGGUAUGCUGUCCGGGUAUGAUUUGUUAACUGGACCAGCAUCUAGCCUAGUUUCAGAUGACCGUGUUGAUACGCUACUCACUCAGUCUAAGAACCUUGGAGAUGUGCUCAAAUUUGCCUUUGACACUCCAUCUGGAGUUCCAUACAACGGACUAAACAUCACAGCGCAAGAAAAUAACGGUGCCACUACGAACGGCCUUGCAGUCACGGGAACCCUAGUCCUAGAAUGGACGCGUCUGUCUGACUUGACAGGCGAUGAGGAGUAUGCCAACAUCAGCCAAAGGGCCGAGUCACACUUGUUGAACCCUCAGCCGUCCAGCGGAGAGCCUUUCCCCGGUCUGGUUGGCAGUACCAUCAGCAUCGCCAAUGGUCAAUUCACCGAUGGUGCGGUGUCGUGGAAUGGCGGUGAUGACUCGUUCUACGAGUACCUGAUUAAAAUGUAUGUGUACGACCCUACGCGCUUUGCGCAAUACAAGGAUCGCUGGGUUCUUGCAGCCGAGUCGACAAUCGAGCACUUGGCGUCACACCCGCAGACCCGACCCGAGUUGACGUUCCUGUCUUCCUACAACAACGGGAACUAUGAUCUAAGCUCGCAGCAUUUGACCUGCUUCGACGGUGGAAGCUUUCUUCUUGGCGGCUCAGUGCUGGGCCGACAGGAUUUCAUUGACUUUGGUCUCGAGCUUGUUCAUGGCUGUGAAGCUACAUACAACUCCACGUUGACCCAAAUCGGACCUGAUUCCUGGGGUUGGGACCCUAGCCGGGUGCCAAGUAACCAGAAGGCUUUCUACAAGAAAGCAGGAUUCUACAUUACCAACGGAUACUAUGUCCUGCGACCGGAGGUUAUUGAAAGCUUCUACUAUGCCUACCGUAUUACUGGCGACGACGUGUACCGUGACUGGGUAUGGAAUGCGUUUGUGGCCAUUAACGCUACCUGCCGCACUGACUCGGGCUUUGCAGCCGUCAGCAAUGUGAAUACUGCAGGUGGUGGCACGAAGGACGACAACCAGGAGAGCUUCCUGUUCGCCGAAGUUAUGAAGUACUCAUACCUUACUCACGCCGAAGAUGCCGAAUGGCAGGUCCAGGCAGGUGACCAGAACGAGUUUGUGUUCAAUACUGAAGCUCAUCCUAUGCGUGUGAAGCGUACCUAA